Loa loa (African eye worm) is the source of this 2241-nucleotide messenger RNA. RefSeq names its product Utp14 protein. Gene Ontology annotation, biological process: rRNA processing. Gene Ontology annotation, cellular component: nucleolus; small-subunit processome. Bases 1 to 2163 code for a protein of 720 amino acids. NCBI's taxonomy places the organism in Eukaryota, Metazoa, Nematoda, Chromadorea, Rhabditida, Onchocercidae. The record is from RefSeq and is a predicted model, not a curated record. The transcript has 16 exons.
AUGUCGGAAGAUUCAGAUUUUGAUGAGGAAGCCCAUGCAAAAUUACUAGACACUAUCAACAGCUUGGGCAGUAGUACUAAAAAACGACCAUUGACUAGAAAGUGUCAGAAAAAGGUUCGAGUUAAAGAACUAGUUGAUCUUAUACGAUCAACGAGAAAUGUUGACGAUGCAAAGAAGAAACUGGUAAAGAAGAAGAAGCAAGGGAGGACAGCGGGAAAAGACGAACCGAGAACUUUGCAAGCUCCAUCUCAUAGAUUGAUUCGGGAGAGGAUUGAAAGUUCCAUUGCAUAUAGUGAUAUCCGGAAAGACUUGGAGGAAUGGGCUCCAAUUGUCAAAAAGAAUAGACUUGCUGAACAAUUAGUAUUCCCACUCAUUAAAGACCCACCAAUCCAGCGAACAGCGUCGGAUUUGGUGCUGUUUUUCAAGCCAAGGACACCGCUGGAAAUAGAAUUGGCUAAGCUACUGAAAACAUCAAACAACAAUCUUCGUGAUGGCGAGGAAUAUACGGAAGCUGAGUUAGAAUUAAUAAGGGCAAUGAGUUUGAAAGAGGCAAAAGCAAAAUGGGCUCAACUGAAGAAGAUGCGAGCUUUAGUUGGUUAUCGAGAAGCGAAACUGAAACGACAGGCUAAAAUAAAAAGCAAAUCAUAUCAUCGACAUAUGAAACGCCAAAAGAGAAAACAGUUAAUCAAGGAAUUUGAAGAAAUGAUGAUGAAGAAUCCAGAAGCUGCCAAAGAGAAACUGGAAGAAAUCGAUCGCCAACGCAUCCUGGAACGAGCGACCUUAAAGCAUCGCAACGGUGGCAAAGGUGUCCAACAGUUGUCAAGGUAUGCGAGUAAAAAUAAGGAUUUCAAAAAAAUAUACGAAGAGCAAAUAAGAUUGGGAAGAGAACUGGCCGAAAAGCAUGGUCGUGAGAAGGGUUCGGAUUCUGAUUCUGAAUCAGAAAGUACAGAUGCAGUAAAACUGACCAGUACCAAAAUGCUUGAGAGAGCGGCUGAACUGUUAGAGAAGGAAGAACGGGAAAAAUUUACCAAGCCAGAGCUGAAGACAAAACUUUACGAAAUGAGAGAACGGGAACGGGAAACUCUCAAAAGUAGCGCAUUGCGGGCCACGGGUGCAGAGUUCAUAUCUCACCGUAGGCAUGAGUUGGAUAACGAUGCAGCCAAUGAGUCGAGGGUUUGUAUUGAAAAGGCUGUGGAAAUAGAGUGGGGUCCGAAAGAAACGAUGAGCAGUGAAGAGCAGUCGGAAAGAGCACAACAUCAACAUGAUAUCUCAGAAAACUCUGGACAGGACUGUGCUGAAAAGAGAGCUGAUGAACAACCCAAGAAAGACCUCAAAAUUUCGAAAAAGAAAAAAGUUAAGAAAAUGAAGAAUAAAAAGAAAAGUAUAGAUGUAAGAGACUUGGAUAUUGAUCAGCUGUUCGACAAGGCAGAAAAAGAACUCGCUGAAAAUGCUCUAAAGAAAUGUGAAUUUUUGAAAUUAGAAGACGAAGAAAAUAAGCGUAGUCGGAGUCUCCUACCGUCUGACACCGAACCUGCAGUUUCCUCUCGACAAAAAGGAAAAGAAAUCGCUGCGAAAACAGAAGAAGCAGUUGUAGAUAUUUCUUUGGAUCCAAGGCAUUUUCUGCAGGUCGAAACGAUGGCACUACCACAGAUCUCGGCCGAUUUUGUUGAGACUUUGGAAGAUACUGGUGGGCAAGCAGAGAAUCAGGAAGAAGUCAUAGCCAAAGCAUUCGAAGAUGUCGAUGUUAUUGGUGAUUUCGAAGCUGAAAAGGAAGCUGUGGAAGCGGCAGAAAAUCCAAAAGAUAUCGAUCUAACGCUUCAAGGAUGGGGUUCAUGGACGGGACCAGGAAUAAUCAGUAGGAAAAAGGAUAGAUUUGUAAUCAAAGUACCGAAAAAGAAGAGGAAAGAUGCUGGAAAAACAGGCUUGAUUAUAUCGGAAGCAGUGGAUCAGUCGAUCGAAAAAAUCCAGCUGAAAUCGAUACCAUUCCCAUAUACGACCGUUGAGGAUUAUGAAGCUGUAGUACGGCAGCCGAUAGGAAAGGAAUGGAAUCCACAGCGAAUUCAUAUGAAACUUAUUCAGCCACAUAUUAUAACAAAGGCGGGUAGGAUAAUCAAACCACUGGAUAAGACUGUACUGGAGGAUGAAUCUGACGAAGAAAAAUAAAUAUCUUGUUAUUAUAAGUUAAUUCCUCCAAAUAAAUGCACAAUAUCACUAUUUGUGUUCACAGUUCAUUUUUAAAUC